GCCGUGAGACAGACGCUUCACUACUGAAGACGUUGGAUACGCCGGGCACACAGUGAGAAUCUUAGCGGCGCACAGAAGCAGUCAGAUUUCGCUCUGGAUAUUGUAGGACACCAAACCGCUCGGAUGUGCAAUAUGACUUUUGAAGAAACCAGUGGAGAUAAUUCUUCAGAAAGGAUGGAAUCGGUGGCUAAAGCAUUGGAAGAGGUCCUGAGCUCUGCAUUACCUCAGGGUUGCAUCACUGUUGGAGUCUAUGAGGCAGCCAAGUCACUAAAUGCGGAUCCAGACAAUGUGGUGUUGUGUCUACUAGCCACAGACGAGGAGGAGGAUGUGGCUCUGCAGAUUCACUUCACUUUAAUUCAGGCAUUCUGCUGUGAAAAUGACAUCAACAUCCUUCGGGUGAGCAACAUGAGGCGUCUGGCAGAAAUACUGGGAGGAGUGAAACCUGGAGGAGAGCCCAUGGACCUGCACUGUAUUCUAGUUACUAAUCCUCAGUCGUCACUGUGGAAGGACCCCGCACUGAGCAAGGUGAACAGAUUCUGCAGAGACAGCCGUUGUUUGGAUCAGUGGGUGCCUGUUAUCAACCUGCCCGACCGAUGAAACUUCAUGGAAUAUUAAUGUAUUGUGUGCAUUUGGAAAAAAGUAACUGCACAAGGCCUGUGUUAGUGUCUGUGUUGGACUCCUUUGGAAAGUGCCCCAGAGAGAGGAAGAGAGAGAAAGAGACUGGAGGACAGAAAAAAAGAGAGCACAAGGAAGGCAGACGUUCCAACAAAUUUACCAGGUCAGGGUGAACUUGCAGGCCAAGGAAGCAUGACUCAGCAGUCCGGGUUCCAGGAUUUCCAGCGUAUGACUGCGCCUUUCUCUGCCGAGAAAGACGCCCUUACAGGAAACUGAAUCAUGUCAGUGGACAAGCACACGUGGUGGUGAGCACAAGAGCAGCAUUGGAGGAAAAGCAGACAGAGUGCUUCAGUUGACAAAACUCCAAGAACUGGACCAGUCAGAGCACGAAUAACUCCUCGUGAAAGUUCCACCAAAUCCCAGCAUUUCUUUAACGGAGCAUUUAUUUAAUUGUAUUUAAGACUAGUCACUUUGAUAACUAUAAAGGGAAAGUUUUCACAGUUCAUUAUUAUUAUUAUUUUUAUUAUUUUGAGGGCAAUGCAAUGUUUAGACUUGUCCACUAACUGAUGUUUUUAUUUGUUAUUAAUUUAAUGAAUUAUAUUUAUUGUGCACAGUUCAUGGAGUUCUGCCUUGUUACGUUGAGCGAAAUAAACAAAGAACCAACAGUUCA
Molecule: messenger RNA, 1285 nt
Organism: Scatophagus argus
Lineage: Eukaryota; Metazoa; Chordata; Actinopteri; Scatophagidae
Gene: gadd45ab
Product: growth arrest and DNA-damage-inducible, alpha, b
Exons: 4
Coding region: 124-597 (157 amino acids)
Biological process (GO): regulation of cell cycle
Cellular component (GO): cytoplasm; nucleus
Source: RefSeq, a predicted model, not a curated record